This is a messenger RNA of Quercus lobata, 1398 nucleotides long. RefSeq lists its product as uncharacterized. NCBI's taxonomy places the organism in Eukaryota, Viridiplantae, Streptophyta, Magnoliopsida, Fagales, Fagaceae. The transcript has 2 exons. The coding region runs from base 1 to 1398 and encodes 465 amino acids. The record is from RefSeq and is a predicted model, not a curated record.
AUGAGGAAAGAGAUGGACGAACUAAGGAGCGCUAUCAAAGAGAAGACGGAACGAAGUGUAGACAAAAUGAUAAGGGCUACGGAUUCGCCAUUCACUACUGCGGUACUUGAAUGCCCCGUGCCGUUAAAGUUUCGCUUGCCUCAAUUGGAGCCAUUCGACGGACUCAAGGACCCACAGGAUCAUCUUAAUACCUUUAAGACGACUCUGGGUCUUCAGCAACCACCAGACGAGAUAUUGUGUCGUUCCUUCCCGACGACUCUCAAAGGAGCUGCAAGAGAAUGGUUUACUAAGUUGCCAAAUUCGUCCAUAGACAAUUUCGAUCAGCUGAGUAGUGCCUUCUUGCGCCACUUCAUAGGGGGACAACGCCCAAGGAGACCGGUAGACUACUUACUCACCAUAAGACAGGGAGAAAAGGAGACUCUGAGGUCAUAUGUCAAACGAUUCACCCGGGAAACCCUGGAAGUAGACGAAGCUGAUGACAAGGUACAGCUGACGACCUUCAAAGCAGGGUUGAAAUCCAGAGACCUCAUGGCUUCUCUUGCAAAAAACCCCCCGAAGACGAUGGCGGAGAUGCUCCUGAAGGCGCAAAAGUACAUGAACGCGGAAGAUGCUCUAGCUGCCAUAAAAGAUACCGAGAGGCCAGGAGACAAGUCCAAGAGGGAAGACGACUGUAGGGGGCAAAAGAGAGACAGAUCAGAACGUCGGAACAAUGACGGGAAUAGAAGGAAGGAUGACAGAAAUCCUCGGACGAUCAAGGACGAGCAUUACCUCAAAUGGCCCAAGCCAUUACACUCAUCCCCUAACGUACGUGACAAGAACAAAUAUUGCCGGUUCCAUAGAGACCACGGCCACAACACAGAAGAUUGCAGAGACCUGAAGGAGCAAAUAGAGGAAUUAAUACGGAAAGGAAAGUUACAGAAGUAUGUAAAGAAAGGAGAAUAUAGCAAGUUCAGAGACGACAACAGGACCCAGCGUGAAACCUUCACUCGGGAUGACGACCAUCCGUCCCAGCCUCCACGCAAGGUGAUCGGGGAGAUAAACACGAUCACAGGAGGACCAUUCUCAGCAGGAUCAUUUAGAUCACUCAAAAAAGUAUACCAUAGACAGGUGAACAGCGUCCACACCAUGCCUCCGUCUAAGCACCGACGAACACACCAAGACAUGUCCUUCAACGAAGGAGACGCCAGGGGAGUAAAGCAGCCCCAUAACGAUCCCCUGGUCAUAGUGCUGAAUAUAGAAGGAUUCAAUACUAGAAGGAUCCUUGUUGAUAACGGGAGUUCAGCAGAUAUCAUCUACCUCCCAACCUUCCAGCAGCUGAGAUUAGAUCCAAAAAGGCUUCGCCCUUUGACUCUCCACUCGUCAGCUUCAGUGGAGACAGGGUCUACCCUAGGGGUAUAG